Molecule: messenger RNA, 1113 nt
Organism: Closterium sp. Yama58-4
Lineage: Eukaryota; Viridiplantae; Streptophyta; Zygnematophyceae; Desmidiales; Closteriaceae
Source: the annotation of a GenBank genome assembly
AUGGAAGUGCCGAGACACUUGGGAGUGGAGCUGCCGAAACUGCCGAAACUGCAGAAACUGUCAGGGGAAGAGACUCACACGCUGAUUGAGUCAGAAGCAGCCUGCGAGCACGCAUGUGACGUGCAUCUGAAGCAACGUCUUUUGAAUCUGCCAGCCUUCCAAACCCUGCUGCGCUCCUACGCUGCUUGCCUCAAGAUCGGGGCGUCUCCCGAGUUCCUGGCAGCCGUUGAUGGCUUUGAUCCUGUGGCUGCGCUGCAGCUGAAAUAUCCCAGCGCCGAUAAGUCCACCCACACCAGCAGCACGGAUGAUCUAAAACAAGGCAGGGCGGAUGGACGUGACAAGGGAAGCAGCUGUGAGGAGGAGGGCCUGAGCCCACCAGCCGGUGGGGACGGGGGGUUUGAUGCGAAUCAGAGCCCGCCUAUCAGCGAAUCAGGGGCCGCGAAUGGGUUGGGUGCGGUGGGAGUGGAAGCAGGCUUAGGGGCACCUCUCGAGGCGGACGGCUUGGCUGACGCUCACGAUCUCAUGGCGUCUCUUUCUGAAGCCCUCACUGCAUGCCGCUCUCGCCUGCUCGCAGCCCACACUGCUGCUGAGGCAUUCCUUGCAGACGCGGAAAAAGGCCUCGCGCAGGAUGCUGCUGCUGCUGCUGCUGCUGCUGCUGCUGCUGCUGCUGAUCUUGGAGAACAAGUGGACAUGUACGAUGACAUCAUGGCUGACAACAGCACAAGCCCGAGUCUGGCAUAUCAUGCAGCUCAGGAAGACCAGGAUGCAGACUGUGAGGGGAAGAUUUCGAAAGGAUUAGACUGUGAGGAGGAGGAGAUAGAGAGCGUGGAGCAGGUGGAGCGGGCAGUGAGGGGGCGGUUUGGGGGGUUCCUGCGGACGGUGAGUGCGGAGCAUGUGACCAAGCAUGCCAAAGGCAAGCUGCCCGAGGAAGCCACGGGGAAGCUUCUGCGCUGGUGGACUGAGCAUGUCAACUGGCCGUACCCCACUGAGCAGGAGAAGCUGCAGCUGAUGGGGCAGACGGGGCUGGACUCACGGCAAGUGAACAACUGGUUUAUCAACCAGCGCAAGCGGCACUGGAACCAGCACAGCAAGCGGCAGCGCAAGGGCGUGUAG